GUCACUUUUCACGUCGCAGCCGUCAAAUGAGGACGAACAUAAUUUCUGUGAAGAGAUCUCUCCGUGCUAGUGUCAAGAUGGGAUGCCUCAUACCUAGAAACUUGACCGACGCAUGUGCGAGGCUACUUCUCCUGGCAUUUUUAUCCUUAAUUGUAUGUUUUAUCUAUUCUAACCACGAUAUACAGAUGCCUCUUGUCCACAAGAGAGGUUUGCAACGGAGCCAGACUGUGAGAGCUGAGAGCCAAACCUUACCACCAAUGAGACAAACUGCCGGACAUGACGACAACGAGACAGUAUGCUCCUUUCCCGAGUUGGACCCGUUUGAACCGUCCGUAAUCGGCUUGAUCACGCUGUAUAACACCACAACGUGUUCUGGCCGGCCCUCUGUGACCUACAUAGAUGGAGGAGUCCUCAGGCUCAACUGGACCAAGAUUCACAAAGUUCUCAAGAGAGAGAACUUUUCCCAUUGUCGGUAUCGGCCCUUGUUCCGGCACUCCACCGAUGAGAACAAGUUCCAGACAUCUGGUUGGAAAGGGCCGUUCUCUCACGACCUACACCUUCCACUACAGGAUGAGUUUCUCCAUGUGGAGUGUGAAGAUCAUCUAAAAAACAAGGUCGCCGAGACGUAUCAUACUGUAGUGCAGCCCCAGCCUGCCAUAGAGCAGGGUUCCCGUGUCCUCCUAGAGCGCCACCUGUCCACGGCAGCCCCAGCAGAAGUCCUCAAUGUCCUCAUGGUGGGGGUCGACGGGACCUCCAGGAUGAACUUCAUCAGGUCAAUGCCACAAACACGGAAUUUACUGCUGGGCCUGGGAGGAAUCGAACUGGAACGCUACAACAAAGUGGGUGACAACACCUUCCCCAACUUGACCCCUCUCCUGACAGGAAGUUAUAUCACAGAGCACUUAAAGUACUGGGACUCAUCCCAGUACCUGGACGAGUGGCCUUUUAUAUGGAAGAAGUAUUCAGACGCUGGCUACCGAACCCUGUACGCUGAAGACUUCCCCAACAUCGCGACUUUCAACUACCUCAAGCAAGGCUUCUACGCCCCGCCGACCCACUACUACGCACGCCCUCUGGCGGUUGCCAUGGAAGCCAACGAAAAAAUAUGGCGAAACAGCCACAACUGUCUGGGCGACACGACGGCUGUGGAGUUCAUUCUGAAUUAUCCAAAACAGUUUGUGCGGUCGUUUAAACAUGAGCCACACUUUGGGUUCGUGUUCCUGAACCGGCCUACUCACGAUGACCUUGGCCUUGCACGUGCGGCGGACGAACAACACGCACAGUUCCUGCGGGAUCUCGUGUCCGAGUCUCUCCUUAACAACACACUUCUCAUUUACUUCAGCGACCACGGGGCCAGAUACGGCAGGUUCAGAACAACCUUCAAUGGGAUGGUCGAGGAAAGGGCGCCCUUCAUCAUGUUCGUAUUUCCGAAGUGGUUCCACCAGAAAUACCCACUUUACGUACAGGCGCUCCAGACAAACAGGAAAC
This is a messenger RNA of Aplysia californica (California sea hare), 1488 nucleotides long. RefSeq lists its product as uncharacterized. The record is from RefSeq and is a predicted model, not a curated record. Lineage: Eukaryota; Metazoa; Mollusca; Gastropoda; Aplysiida; Aplysiidae.